AUGGCACAACGUGAUCCGUUCUUUUAUUAUUAUCCAAAAGGAUGGGAUAUUCUUUACCCGGCACAUUUCGGCUUCUUUCCCUAUCGAGCCACUAAAUUUCGUGGCUCAUCAUCAGCGAUUUGUGUGAGUGCAUUUGGUAUAUUUUUACUGCUCGGCGGCGGUUUAAUGCUCUAUUUGGGAUAUUUCUUCGUGAAAAGUCCGCCGAUUUUAUGGACGUUCGAUACGGGUCUUGGUAUACAUUUCUCGACGAAUCCAAUUCAGCUAGCCGCACCGUUGCUUUUGACUUCCGGUUUAUUGCUCAUAUUUGCAGCGCUGAUCUGCUCAUUAUCUGCACAUCGAUUAUGCGGUGCGACGAACGUUCGAAAGCAUCACGAAGCACCUCGAGUUACAAUACUGACGCGAUAUUUUAAGGAACCGUCAGGAGUGUAUGAGAAAUCACCAUAUAUGCCUUUGCCGCCACCCGCAUAUCCGGUGCUAGAGAAUCGCUAUGCGCAAUCAGCCAUGUACAACCCACAAUCUGAACUGAAACUUUAUCCGCCAGUGUUACUUAUUAUCUUCUUCAGCGUUCCCGGCCGUUCGACACUUUCAUUGCAUGGUCGUGAGCCGAGUGUAUAUUUGGCAAAUCCCUACAACACACUACGUGCGGUUUCGGUUAAUAAGUACUAUUCAACUCUGGAUAGUAACAAUAGUGGCUCAUAUACUAAUGCAACAGUGCCACGUGAACGGAUUCGAUCUGGGUCAGUAACGACUGGACGUCGACGUUCCAGCGAAUCGAGCUCACAUCCGAUACGAUCGAAGAGUUUAGCACCACCGCAAAAAAAUGAACGAAUACGACGUGGAGCAGUUGUAUAA
Molecule: messenger RNA, 852 nt
Organism: Anisakis simplex (herring worm)
Lineage: Eukaryota; Metazoa; Nematoda; Chromadorea; Rhabditida; Anisakidae
Source: the annotation of a GenBank genome assembly